AUGGGAUCUGGAGGCGCCAACGGGCCGGCCAAUGUAGUCAUCACCACCGUGACUGCUUUCGUUCUUCCUGGACCUACCGCAACUCCCGGAGAUGGCGGCAACGGUUCUGGCAACGGCUCCAACAAUGGUAGCGGCAACGGAGAUGGCAAUGGGAAUGGGAACGGCAACGGCAACGGUUCUGGAAGCGGUGCCGGUAACGGUUCCAAUGGCGAUGGGGCUUCAUCAACUUCCUGCUCCACGGCAAAAGAUUCUCAGCAGACGGACACCUCUGGAAAUGGAGAUGGCAACAGUAGCCCAGCAAGCAACCCCAAUGAUGGCUCUGCCAACGGCAAUGGAAGUCCCAAUAAUGGCGACCCAGGCAACGGGAAGCCUCCCGGCGACGGUUCCGGCAACGGCAAUGGCGCUGCUUCGACACCCUGCUCUACGGCAAACGGAGGUCAGCCAACGGGCAAUGGAUCUGGAAAUGGCGCAGGUACGGGCAAUCCACCAGCCAAGGAUCCCAACAAUGGUUCUGGCAAUGGCUCGGGUGACGAAAAUGGAGGCUCUGGUAACGGAGAUCCCGCUGCUACGCCCGCGAAUGCUGGUCCUGCCAACGCCGCAACGACGCCGUGCACAACUUCCAAUGGUGGCCAACCUACCGGCGGUGUUGGGGCUGGAGCACCUCCGAGUAGCGCACCUCCUACUGAUCCCAACAACGAUUCCGGCGCGGGUAAUGGCUCAGGGAAUGGCUCUGGCAACGGCUCGCCUGACACUUCUGGCAAUGCUGCACCGGCCAACUCCCCUGAUGGAAAUGGAGCGUCUCCUGCACAAUCUCCUCCCAAUCCCAACACCAGCUCUGGAGGCAACGCUGGCAAUGGUGGCUCUCCUGCAGAUGGUUCCGGCAACGACAAAGGAGACUCUGGUGACGGAAAACCUUUGUCUGAUUACGGCGCCUCGCCGGCAAACCCUGCCAACGGUAACCCCAGCAAUGGAGCAGGCGCAGGUUCUGGUUCAGAAGUACCGACUGGCAAUGGAACACCAACCAACACUGGUCCUGCUUCACCGGCAUCAACUGGCAACGGAGGUGCGGGUGCGGGUGCUGGAGAUCCCAACGCAGGUUCGGGCAACGCCGCUCCCAACGAUGCUGCACCCAAAGCUGCCUCGGACUGCUCUGGUUGGAAGCUUCUUGGCUGUUUCAAGGAUUCAAACAUCCGAACACUUGACGGCGACCCAUCAGACUACUUUGCUGGUAGCAUGUCCAACGAGAAGUGCAUUGAGCACUGCGCUUCCAUGGGCUUCAAGCUUGCUGGUACAGAGUACGGAACGGAGUGCUGGUGUGGAAACAUGUUCCAAAUCGCAGAGCGUCUUCCGAGAGAGCAGUGCAACAAGCCUUGCGACGGUCUGUCUACAGACAUUUGCGGAGGUGACUGGGCCGCCACCGUGUACAGUGCCGAUGGUCAAGCGCUGAGCAUGCCAUCUGAUGACGAUGCUGGCAACGGCUCCGACGGCAAUGGUUCUGGAGGCGAUGGUGGCGCUGGCGACCCGAAUGCCGGGAAUCCUUCAUCUCCACCUCAAGGCAACCCACCCGCGGGGACUCCUGCAAAUACAGCGGCACCCGCGAACACUCCCGCGCCCGCGAGCAACCCCGCGCCUGCAGCCACAUCUCCUCCCCAGAGUCAACCAGCACCAGCUCCCGCAGGUAACCCACCAGCUGCAGUGACACCUCCACCAACGCCCACUCCCCCUGGAUUAUCACAGGCAGAAUUGGAGGCUCUGCUUCAGAGCAUCAUCAACUCCUUGCCAAAAGGAAGCCCCGAUGGUGGAUACGGCAGCGGUCUAGGAGCAAGGGACUCUGGGGCUGGUGGCAACAACGCGCCCGCAGGUACUGACAACGGCUACGGUGAUGGCGGUCUUCCCGAUCUUGGACCGCUCAUGGGGCCUGGCCCGGUCGUUCCUCCUGAGGGGCUCACUGGAUAUGGCUCUGCGAAGAAGAGCGCGGCCAACCGGUACAUGAAGCGCAGCAGGAUCAUAGGACGCCGUGCGGUCGCGGAUCAUGAUGCUGAUUGUAAUGACGAGGUCGAUGGACACAACGGAGGCUGCGCUGGUGCGAAGGCCUAG
Messenger RNA from Colletotrichum chrysophilum, 2097 nucleotides. RefSeq lists its product as uncharacterized. The record is from RefSeq and is a predicted model, not a curated record. Gene Ontology annotation, cellular component: plasma membrane. The transcript has a single exon. NCBI's taxonomy places the organism in Eukaryota, Fungi, Ascomycota, Sordariomycetes, Glomerellales, Glomerellaceae. The coding region runs from base 1 to 2097 and encodes 698 amino acids.